GGACCGCUCUAAUUCGGACACGCGACGACCGUGAAUUAUAUAGGAUAGAAUUCUCCAACAAAAUCACAGUUUAAUUUAAUUUAAAAAAAAAUCGUAAUAAUAAUACUAAUCAACAAUGUGCUCUGUGUUGUGGUGUUUAUUUGUGAGCCUGAUCCUUGGCUGCGUUCAGGCCGCCUUGGAUUUUAACAAUGAUCUCGAUAAUAGCCAAAAGUUCAAGAGCAUACCGACCACAGUGAAAACCUAUGAAAAUGACACGGUCCAGCUGCCAUGCACCUUAAAUACACCCUUUCGAUACGUUCGCUGGCAUCGGGACGAUGUUGCUCUGGUGGACUCCAGACACCCGGAGAUCCCAAAGCUGGAUCGGAUAAUGCUUUGGCCCAAUGGAAGCUUGCAGGUGUCAAAUGUGCAAUCCAGUGACACGGGUGACUAUUACUGUGAGAUGAACUCGGAUUCUGGGCAUGUGGUGCAGCAGCAUGCCAUUGAGGUGCAACUGGCUCCACGAGUAUUAAUAGAACCCUCAGAGCUGACGGAGCAACGGAUUGGAGCCACCAUGGAGGUGGUGUGCGAGGCCCAAGGAGUUCCCCAGCCGGUGAUUACCUGGCGGUUGAAUGGCAAUGAUCUGCAUCCUCAGAGCAGCUCAGGCAACCGGCAGAGUCUGGUGCUGGAGAUCAAGUCAAGGAAUCAGGCGGGUUUGAUCGAGUGCCUGGCCAACAAUGGAGUGGGUGAGGUGGCGGUGGCCAGUGUAUAUCUACACGUGUUGUUUGCUCCCGAGGUGAGUCAACCCCAGCCGGUGGUGUACACCAAAUUGGGUGCUCGUGCCCAUCUCGAGUGCAUCGUGGAAGCAGCUCCGGCGGCUACGGUCAAGUGGUUCCAUCAUGGACUGCCUGUGACCCUGGGAGCCCACUCCACGAGUCACGAGUCGGAACUGCAGGGAAAUCGCUCGUUGGAUCACUAUGUGAAUGCCGUGCGACAUUUGUUGGUGGUGAAGAGUGUUCGAAAUGCGGAUAUGGGUCAGUACGAGUGCCGGGCCACCAAUCAAAUUGCGGCAAAGAGUGUCAAUGUCGAGCUGACCGGCCGCCCAAUGCCCUGCCUCUUCAAGAUCAAUCCCGGCAUCCAGAGCUCCACCUCGCAUGUGCUCGUCUGGCAAACGGAGAGCCUGCUGCCCAUCAUGGAGUUUAAGCUCAAGUUCCGACAGAUUCCCUCCAACAAUGCCACCCGGCAGAUACGGACCAACUGGACGGAGCUCACAAUUCCAGCUCAGGCCACCAAUGGCCUAAUCUAUAUUACCACAUAUACCCUACAUGGCCUGCAGCCUGCCAGUCUCUAUGAAGUUUCCGUUUUGGCCAGAAAUAGUUUUGGUUGGAGUGACAAUAGCAAGAUUGUUCGAUUUGCCACAGGCGGAGAGGUUGAAUUACCAAAUUACUCAACGGAAUCAGAGCUGCAGGAAGACCUUGCCGAUGAGGAUUUUCACAAUGAAAUUACCCAGAGAUCGGAGAUACUAUCAGCCAGCAUGAUGUACAACUCGGGUUCCAUAGGUGGCAAUGGAAUCUGUGCCUUAAUAUAUUUCACAUGUCUUGUAAAACUUGUAUUACUCCUAAGUUAGGCUAACUAUCCAAUUUAAAUGUACUGAAACCGAUUCCAAACUAUACCAAAUAAACAA
Messenger RNA from Drosophila serrata, 1660 nucleotides. RefSeq names its product immunoglobulin domain-containing protein wrapper (gene wrapper). Gene Ontology annotation, molecular function: cell adhesion molecule binding. Gene Ontology annotation, cellular component: cell-cell junction; plasma membrane. NCBI's taxonomy places the organism in Eukaryota, Metazoa, Arthropoda, Insecta, Diptera, Drosophilidae. The record is from RefSeq and is a predicted model, not a curated record. Gene Ontology annotation, biological process: cell-cell adhesion.